AUGGCAGCAAUAGGAUAUGUCAUGUUCACCUGUCUCAUGGCCCAACUGAAGUCGUACUAUCUCUUCAAAAACCGAAAAGCAUUCAGAAAACUGGUACUAGAUUUAGAUCAAGCUACGUUCAAGGAAAAGAAUAAUGCAGAAAAAGUAAUAAUAAAUAAUGUUUUGGGGCUGUUCUGGAACAUAAAAACAGCCCUUAUUGUGGUCAGUUUCGUCGCAGUACUAUCCUCGGUCUCAGUACCACUAUUUUAUCCAAAAGAGACAGGAAUGCCGAUACAAGCUUGGUAUCCUUUUGAUGUUUCAGAGGGUACUAGCUAUGUUUUAGCCUACCUUCACCAGGCUGUGUCAAUUAUUUAUAUUUCUGGUGUAAAUAUAUAUGUGGACGUGAUUGUAGCUGGGUUUUGUACAAUUAUUGGGCUGCAAUGUGAUCUUCUUUGUGAAAGAAUAUUGAUGUUGGGUGAGAAUGAAGAUGACAGAAGGAAUAAAGAUAAUUUUGUGAAUUGUAUUCAGCAUCAUUUCACUAUUUUGGAGUAA
Messenger RNA from Sitophilus oryzae (rice weevil), 531 nucleotides. RefSeq lists its product as uncharacterized. Gene Ontology annotation, molecular function: olfactory receptor activity; odorant binding. The transcript has a single exon. NCBI's taxonomy places the organism in Eukaryota, Metazoa, Arthropoda, Insecta, Coleoptera, Curculionidae. The coding region runs from base 1 to 531 and encodes 176 amino acids. Gene Ontology annotation, cellular component: plasma membrane. The record is from RefSeq and is a predicted model, not a curated record. Gene Ontology annotation, biological process: sensory perception of smell; detection of chemical stimulus involved in sensory perception of smell.